Messenger RNA from Trichomycterus rosablanca, 1895 nucleotides. Its product is annotated as zinc finger protein 235. The record is from RefSeq and is a predicted model, not a curated record. The transcript is spliced from 3 exons. The coding region runs from base 146 to 1267 and encodes 373 amino acids. Gene Ontology annotation, biological process: regulation of transcription by RNA polymerase II. NCBI's taxonomy places the organism in Eukaryota, Metazoa, Chordata, Actinopteri, Siluriformes, Trichomycteridae. Gene Ontology annotation, molecular function: RNA polymerase II cis-regulatory region sequence-specific DNA binding; DNA-binding transcription factor activity, RNA polymerase II-specific.
GUAAAGUGUUUGUUUGGAACACUUGAGGAAUAACAAUAGAUGGUUAAAGUGUAGUUUUUUAAGCUAACACUGUGGAUUUGAGGCUGUUUAAAUCACAUCACUCCCCUCAUCAACAUUCAUUCAUUCAGCACACGCGCGCGCGAGGAUGGCGAAUUACCGAACCUUUCAUUCCCAGCUCGCGACCAUCAUGGAAACGUUAACCCGGGCAGCAGUGGCGGAGAUCUGCGAGCUCGUGGACGACGGUUAUGCUGUUUUAAACAUGGAGAUUUCACGCCAUCAGAAGGAGAAAGAAGAACUGAGACGGAAACUUCAGCUGAUCGAGUCUAUAGUGGCAGCGCGCGGGUACUGCGAGGAGACCGGAGCUGAGCGCGAGGCGGCAUCGAGCCGAAAAAGCGCUGUUAACCCGGAGUGCACGAGCCGGCGCGCGCCUGAGACAUGUGAUUCAAAAGAGAAGACCCUUGUCUUAGUGCAAGUUAAAGACGAAGGUCAACAGCCACAAGCGGGCAUUAACUCUGAAGAUGUAGCAGGUGCUAUGGCACAGAAUUCUCCUGAUGAGGAUGUGAUCGAGCUCCUGUCAGAGGGUGACCCACCAGACGAUGACCUCCACACACAUGGACUCAGUGACACAGACUCCUCGAACCCUGCCACACAUACACUCGCAGACACGCACUCGCAUACCGAGGAGUCACAGCAAUCCAGUAUAGACCUAACUGCCUCAGAUGAACCCCUCUGUUCCGCCAACACACGUAAAGAUGUGCACACACACGCCGACGACGUCUCUCAGCCGUUUCCAGACAAAAUGUGUGUGAAGAGAGAGUCUUUGGUGUUCGAUUCGGAUUUGGACUGGAACACGACGUCUUACUCUAACACCUCCAGUGGAAACGGCAUGAACACUCUCGCUACCCACAAUUCCCCCCUGUAUUCCAUGCAGCACUUGGUCGCCCUGGGGAACGUUGCAGGGCCGGGGAUGUACGCCGAGCGGGGCUCUUUGCGAGGUGGUGGAGUCGGAAAAAGGCAUUUUAUCUGUUCUAUCUGCGGCAAGAGCUUCACCACAGCACAGAGCCUAGACACACAUACGCGCAUCCACACUGGCGAGCGUCCGUACAGCUGCGAACAGUGUGGCAAGCGUUUCACCCAGUCCGGCCACCUAACAGCCCAUCAGACUGUUCACACUGGAGAAAGACCGUACGAGUGCCCACGCUGCAGCAAACGCUUCGCUGGAAAACAGUAUAUGAGGAUACACAUCAAGAAGCAUCAUCCGGAGUAACACAGGACUAUGAUUGAGAACUCAGGAAACACAUAUUAAUGUGCAUUUGUAUUAAUCAUGAGACACUACACUAGAAGUAUCGGAACACUUAACCAUGAGCGGUAAAGUAGUUAUUGCAGCAGGAACAGCCGAUGUGAUUUUACAGUGUGUCUGUGGGAAUUUGUUAAAAUUCAAAUAAGCAUUUAUGACCUAAGUUAACGUCCGGCUCACAAUUGACGUUCCACUUCAUCCCUAAGAUAUACAGUAAAAUAAAGGCCAGGAUUCUUGAAUUUGUAUUUUUUUGAACCUCUGGAACAGGAAAAUGCCUUCCCCAAACUGUUGUCAAUAAGUGGAAAGCAUAUCUUACAUUUUUAUACACCAGUUAGCAAUGGGUGUGGCAGAAACACCUGAACUCAAGAGUUAGUCCUUAUACUUUUGGCAGUACCUUCUUACAUUUGAAACAUGUGAAACACACAUGGAUCUGAAAAUGAUUCAGAUUUUAAACACAGUUAUCAGCACAAACAAAACUAAGCCCUUGGCCUUAGCCUAGCUUUAAAAAAAAAAAGCAGGGAUAUGCAGAAAAUGAGGUGUACUGUACGGGUGUAUAAAUGACAAAUAAAGGCAUUUAAUCUGCCCUAGAUUAUUAUUA